Molecule: messenger RNA, 573 nt
Organism: Spizellomyces punctatus DAOM BR117
Lineage: Eukaryota; Fungi; Chytridiomycota; Chytridiomycetes; Spizellomycetales; Spizellomycetaceae
Exons: 8
Coding region: 1-573 (190 amino acids)
Biological process (GO): sphingoid catabolic process
Cellular component (GO): endoplasmic reticulum
Source: RefSeq, a predicted model, not a curated record
AUGGGAAUAUUCAGCUUUGAGGACCAAUUACUUCAGUAUGGGCAAUACCACAACAACAAGUUAAACCAACUUAUACAUGUUGCCUUUGUUCCCACUAUAUUGUGGACCACGAUGGUUUGGCUCACUCAAACGGGUGAAGUCGCCGACUGGUCCUUGUCUUACAUCUGGCCUCUAAAUGGCGCCUUUAUUGGCAUCGCGAUCUACAGUCUUUACUACAUUGUCCUGGACCCUCUUGCCGGGACCCUAUACGCUCCCAUCCUUUUUGGACUCUGCGCCUAUGCCAAUGUCUGGGCUGGCAAGGAUGAGAUCGCUGGGGUGUCUCCUCAAAUGGCGGCAACGAUGAUCCACGUUGUCAGCUGGAUCAUGCAGUUUAUGGGCCAUGGUUUCGCCGAAGGUCGCGCGCCCGCGCUAUUGGAUAAUCUCCUUCAAGCUAUCGUCCUUGCCCCCUUCUUUGUAUGGGUGGAGGUUUUGUUCCACUUGGGUUACCGUCCUGACUUGCGCAAGCGUCUCCAAAACAAAAUCGACACUGCAAUUCUUGAAUGGAAGAAGAGUAAGAGCAAGAAGGUCCGUUAA